CCGGGUGCGAGCCGCCUCGGGCGGAGGGAGGGGCGCGGUGCGGCCGGGCGCCCGGGGGAGGGCGGCUGUGGAGAAGGCGGUGCUGACGGGGACGGACCCCGGGGAGCGCGUAACCCCUCUCGCACUCUGGCGCUGCGCGGUGUUUGGGGGUGCCGGUAAACGCGGCAGGUCUGGGCACAGCCUGCUCUGCGCUGCCUGCCUUCGCCCAGUGUGCAGCGCACCGAGGCAGGUGGAGACACUGACGUUCGGUUGCAUGUGCUCUCAGUCCCUUAGAGACACGAUCCUCCGAAAUUCGUGAACCAGUAUGCUUGGCAGGAGACCUAAAAAAAGCCCUCAGGCGAAGGGCCAGGGAGCUGCAGUUGCGAAGCAGCUGGGGCUGUUUGUAGAUUUCGAUCCUGAGGAGAUGCUGCUGGGUGCAGAGGAAGGCGGGGAUGAUGGGGACCUGGAAGCAGAGCUUGCUGCUAUCACAGGAGCAAAGGUGAAAGAAGGGAAAUCAAAACCAAAAGGGAAAACUCCUCUGCCUAUGGAUCAUAUUGAAAAGAUGGCUGCAGAGUGUAUGAAGGACCUGAAUGAAGAUGAGGAGGAAGAAGCAGAUGAUGAAGACUUGGAGAAGGAUACAGACCUGUUGGCAGAAUUGCAAGAAGUUCUGGGGGUGGAAGGUGAGACAGGAACCUGUGAGGAUGAAAUGAUAGCAAUGGAGCCAUCCACAGCUGAACCAGAAAACGACCAACCUGAACUGCAGCCACAGACCACCUCACUUCCUGCUGUUACCAGUGAGCUGCAACAGACAAUAGAGAAGAGAAUUGCUAACUAUAGGACAGCAAUUUCUAAUGCAAAGGAGUCAGGUGAGAGUGCCAAAAUACGCCGAUACGAAAGAGGCCUUAAGGCACUGGAAACCAUGCUGGCUGCAGUGAAGAAAGGCAAAAAAAUCAAUGAGGAAGAAAUGCCACCUCCUGUUGCAACAGGAAGGAGUUCUUCGCGCUCUUCUCAAGCCACAGGAGUGGAGCUAGAGAGUUCAGGAGAUUCAGUCAGUGUCCUACCAGAGAAUAAAGCUGAGCCUGCUGCAGAUGAUGAGCAGAAGACCUCUCAUGAGGCAAUGCAGCAUCUGGAAUCAGAGUCUCUACAGGGUCGUGCUGCUUCUAGUCCUAUCACGGAAACAGAUCUCCAGAACAGCAGCACACGAGCACUACUACUUAGAAGGCAGAAGGAGUACAAAUUAGCAGCUCUAAAAGCCAAGCAGCAAGGGGACCUGGAGAAAGCGAAGGAAUACAUGAAGGCAGGCAAAAAAUUUAAUGUCAUCCUGGAAGCUUUGGAUAGUGGGCAGCCGAUAGACCUUGAGAAUAUGCCUCCAUCUCCUCAGGAUCUUGAAAGCCUAGGAAAUAUACAAGGUCCAUCCAAGCAAAAGGUACCAGCUCUGGUGGGAAGUUCCCAGGAUCUUAAAACACCUGAACUUCAUCCCCAAGUAGCUCCAGCUUCCCUGCAGCAGCCAGAAACAGUGCUGGAAGCAUUGCAGCAAAGGCUUGAGAAGUACAAGUCAGCAGCAGCACAGGCUAAGGCGAGUGGGGAUGAUCGGAAAGGCAGGAUGCACGAGAGAAUAGCCAAGCAAUACCAGGAUGCCAUAAGAGCCCAUAAAGCAGGGAGAAAAGUUAAUUUUUCUGAGCUACCUGUUCCUCCUGGAUUCCCUCCUCUUCCUGGCGUUACAGCAAUGGAUGGUGACAGCACAAUAGCUGCUGUUCUGGAAAGUGCCAGCAAGCUGGCAAACAUGGAGGAGAAUGAUGACGAGGAGGAGAAUGAACCUCUGACACAGGCCCCAGUUGCCAAGAAGCCUGCUCAGCUGCCUGGAAAGCUGACUCAAGUUGUUAAGCCAAUUACAGUGCCAUCUGCUGUAGCCGAGGAGGAAAGCUCUCCUGAGCAUGUGAAACAGGCUACAUCAGCUUCCACCCUGGACAAGGCAGAGUCAAUGGAUAGUCUCCCUCCAGCUGCUAAGGAACAGCUGGAAUUUCUGGAGAACAGAAAGAAGCAGUACAUGAAGGCAGCUGUCAAAGCAAAGAAGGAGAAUAACCUUGAACAGGCUAAGGUGUAUCUCAGAACAGCGAAGAGCUUUGACCUAAAGAUUGAGCAAGCAAAAUGUGGCAAACCUGUUGAUAUUUCCAAGCUGCCAUCGCCCCCGACAGAUGAUGAGGGUGAUUUUAUCUUCAUACACCAUGAAGAUGUCAGACUGUCUCAGAAAGCAGAUGAAGUAUAUGCACAGCUCAUAAAAUUGCUGAAGGACCAACAUGAGAGGUGUUUGCAGUAUUCCAAGCAAUUCAUGCACCUGGGAAAUGUAGCAGAAACAACUCGGUUUGAGAAGCUGGCACAAGGUUGUAAAAAGGACAUGGACAUCCUACAGCUUGCACGAGCACAAGGAAUGGAUCCUCCAAGCCAUCACUUUGAGGAAAGAACCUUUAAAAUGAUAAGGAUAUUUUCUGAGCUCAACAGCACAGAAAUGCACCUUCUUAUUGUCAGGGGGAUAAACCUACCAGCUCCACCAGGUGUAUCACCAAGAGAUUUGGAUGCAUUUGUGAAGUUUGAAUUUCAGUACCCGAGUGCGGAGCAACCUCAAAAGAGUAAAACGCCUGUAAUUAACAAUAACAAUUCUCCAGAAUACAACCAGUUGUUUAAGUUGAACAUCAACCGAAAUCACAGAGGUUUCCGACGAGCAAUUCGGUCCAAAGGAAUUAAAUUUGAAGUAUUUCAUAAAGGGUCCUUUUUCAGAAGUGACAAGCAGGUGGGGACAGCACACUUGAAACUGGAAAAGCUGGAAUCAGAAUGUGAAGUUAGAGAGAUCAUCGAGAUUUUUGAUGGCAGAAAGCCCACUGGAGGGAAACUGGAGGUAAAAGUGAGACUCAGGGAGCCUCUCAGUGGUCAAGAUCUUCAAACAAUUACAGAAAAUUGGCUGGUCCUUGAACAUUAGUUCUGUCUGAGACCCACUGGAAUGUUGAAUGAUAUGGGAUGAACGUAUGUAGAAAGAUGCUGCUAGCUGCAAGCACCAAAGAUGUUAAAUGAAUGCACUACUGAACCUAAUGUCUAUUUUGAUAACAGCCAUAGUGCUUAUUAAUAAUUUUAAGGCAAAUGUAAGGCUCUGGAAAUUUGCUGCUGCAGGGGAUUGUUAGUAGUCUAUACAAAAUAGACAGAAUUGCCUUAAUGGGGGACUACUAAUGUAGCACCAGGAUGAAUGUUACACUAACUAUGCAUAGCGGUGUGUGAAAAGUUUAGCCCCUUAAAAAUUCCCUGAGGCAGUACAAAAACUAUUCAGUCAAGUCACAGGCAAGACCUUUAUUAGACUUCAUUUUUUCCAAGUGUACGAGCAGUCUGUGUGGUACAGUGAACAGUCUGCUACUGCUUUUCCUGUUCUUUCUUACCAAGGCCUGCUCAGGGUUCUGGGUUGUUUUUUUGUUGUUUUGGUUUUUUUUUUUCUUCUUUUGUUUCCUGAAAUAAAGGAGCAAGAACUCAGGCAGCAAUCUAGCAGCAGCGUCUUCCCCCCUGCCCCUUGCACACCAUUGCAACAUGCAGUUCAAUGGGACGUUGCCGUUUCAGAAGAAAAGAAUGCAAGAUUUCUUAGCAGCAGGCGUUUACAGCACUACAUUUUUGUUCUGGCUACCAGUUGUCUGCCAUGCUUGGUCAGUGCAGCCCAGGUACUGUGCCUUCACCCUUUUUUAAUUUAUAAAAGGAGAAAAAAAGUACGCUAGACCCUGCUGCUUCCCAAAUGUUCCUUGCAUUUUUGCAAAAAUAGGCUUUUACAGUUCUUUCAGGUGAUGGGGAAAUAGCCACUCUUUGUCAUGUAGAAAACUGGAUUAUGACUAUUUUGAGGAAUGCUUUUGAUCAGCAGCAUACAAGAAGCAGUACCAAAUACAUUUGUGUUUUUUAAAUCUCUGUGAGCUAACAGAAACAACUGAUCUCAAAGGAGAGGACGUGCCUGCACUGGUGAGUCGGAGCGCUCCUGCACCAGCUGUUUAGGUAGGGCAAGUUUGUAGACAGAAAAGAGUCCAGACAAGUAAGGCAGAGCUGCCUCUGUCUUCCUGAGCAGAUGAAGACAAUACAGUGUUCAGUUUUUAAUUUCAAUAAAUUUAAUAUACAAAACUACAUGUUGAAAAUAAAAAUAUAAUAUGCA
This is a messenger RNA of Phalacrocorax carbo (great cormorant), 4150 nucleotides long. Lineage: Eukaryota; Metazoa; Chordata; Aves; Suliformes; Phalacrocoracidae. The record is from RefSeq and is a predicted model, not a curated record.